CUGCAGCCAGCGACUGCCCAGGUGGCCUGUCCUGCCAGCCCUGGUCUGUGGGCGUUUGGGUGUUUGUGCCUGAGCGUGUUGGCAGGCUGGCAGGCUGGCAGGAACUGACUGCCCAGCUUGCCAGCCCACCUUCCGUGACUGCCUGAGCGACCUGACUGGACUUGGACUGACUGACUCUGCUCCGAUUUUUCUCGUUCCCCUACCAAUACCCACCUACCCACCUACCCACCAUAACCUAACCCUGCCCUGCCCUGCCGGCCACAGUAGUAGUACCUAGUAGUAGUCGUAUUUGCCGCCCUUCACCAGACAGACCACCUUCUCUCUUGCCCUUCGACUUUCACUGUAAUCUGCUCCCGACCACCCCACGACUGCGAUACCAGCACAUCACCACCCCGCCACUUGUCCCGCAUCUUCCCGUCGACUCCUUUCUUCCUCGUCAACCACCACCCAAAACCAACCACCUAGCCGAGGACAAACCAGCCUCACACAUCCCACAACCCCAGCAACCCACACAAAAUGGCUCUGAAGCGAAUCAACAAGGAACUCACCGACCUGGGCCGUGACCCUCCCUCGUCGUGCUCCGCUGGUCCCGUUGGAGAGGAUUUGUUUCACUGGCAGGCGACGAUCAUGGGACCUAGUGACUCCCCAUACUCGGGCGGCGUGUUCUUCCUCGCAAUCCACUUCCCAACAGACUACCCCUUCAAGCCCCCCAAGGUCAACUUCACCACCCGCAUCUACCACCCCAACAUCAACAGCAAUGGCAGCAUCUGCUUGGACAUUCUGCGAGACCAGUGGUCCCCGGCCCUGACCAUCUCCAAAGUCCUCCUGUCCAUCUGCUCGAUGCUGACCGACCCCAACCCCGAUGACCCUCUUGUCCCCGAGAUUGCACAUGUGUACAAGACGAACCGAUCUCAAUACGAGUCGACUGCGCGGGAGUGGACUCGCAAGUACGCCAUCUAGCCUCGCGCCUGCUCCGGGGGCCCGGGUCUGUGCGUGGUUAUUUGGGAGCUGGGGAGAUGGUGGACGCAUGGCGAGGAUGAGGAGGGUACUGUGUCAUCCCCCUCGGACUUGCAGUAGAACAACAUCAAUACGGACACGUUUUCCUGCACUAUUGUUUUUCUGGCUGGCUGCUGGCGUUGCAUUCCGAGUGACUGAUUCCGGGAGUGGACCCGCUUGGUUGACGAUUUGGGUCACGAUAUUUUCUCUUGACGACCAACGUACGAGGCUGUGGGAGAAAUGCUAUGCAUACAGAUAGUUAGACAGCAAAGGAAGAGAUGUGGGUAUCAUGACAUGAGCGCCAGCUCCAGUUGCGACAAUAUCUCGCGUUGGCAAGGCGCAGUACAGGUGAUUGUUGCUGGCAUUUGUCCGGGGGAUUUUCCCAGACAACUGACUGCCAAGUGUUUGUGUGUUGGGCCGUUCCAAGUGCUGUGCUGCCCUCGGGCUCGCAUCUUAGAUCAACUUUUGUUGAUACAGAUUUUGUUCGACUUCUUGGAGGGGUCCUUUUUUUUAUCACGUUGGGUCCACGGUACCAUGGACCUCACUAGCUGCUUGUAAACCUGUCUGCUGUGGCUGGCGGGAGCUCAGUGAGUGAUACAUUUCCUUGGGCUCUGUCUGUCCCAGCAACAGGAAGACCGUGACAAGGCUACUUGGACGUGGCGCAAGGACCGUGUGGGUGGUUUCCUCAAA
This is a messenger RNA of Diaporthe batatas, 1686 nucleotides long. RefSeq lists its product as uncharacterized. Gene Ontology annotation, biological process: ubiquitin-dependent protein catabolic process; protein polyubiquitination. The transcript has 6 exons. Gene Ontology annotation, molecular function: ubiquitin conjugating enzyme activity. NCBI's taxonomy places the organism in Eukaryota, Fungi, Ascomycota, Sordariomycetes, Diaporthales, Diaporthaceae. The record is from RefSeq and is a predicted model, not a curated record. The coding region runs from base 517 to 960 and encodes 147 amino acids. Gene Ontology annotation, cellular component: nucleus.